Messenger RNA from Bombina bombina (fire-bellied toad), 634 nucleotides. RefSeq names its product E3 ubiquitin-protein ligase DTX3L-like. The transcript is spliced from 3 exons. The record is from RefSeq and is a predicted model, not a curated record. Bases 1 to 318 code for a protein of 105 amino acids. Lineage: Eukaryota; Metazoa; Chordata; Amphibia; Anura; Bombinatoridae. Gene Ontology annotation, biological process: protein ubiquitination; Notch signaling pathway.
AUGAAGAUCAUAUAUGACGUACCUGGUGGAAUUCAGAGGGUUGGUCACCCUCACCCGGGAAGCGUAUACCAAGGUGGCAGAUUUGAAGCUUAUCUUCCAGAUAUUCCUGAAGCGAGGAACCUUUUGUCUCCAUUGGAAAAAGCUCUUAAGCAUGGGCUUACAUUCAAAAUCCAGGAAAAAGAUCCAGUGGACUGUGUGACAUGGAACUGCAUCCCACAUAAGACUUCCCUAAAUGGUGGAAGACAAAAGAAUGGGUUCCCAGAUUCCAUCUACUUGAAAAACCUGAAAAUGGUGUUAAAGCAGUAUGGAAUUGAGUAAAAAUGACCGUAACCAGCAUUAUAAUCUAUAUUUCUGUACAGGAUCCAUGGAUGAACAUAUUUUUGGUAUAAUCCUGAUUUAAAGCUCUACAGAAUAAAAUCUAUAUAUCUAUAACUUAACCUUAAUAUAGAAUGUAUAUAAUGGUAGCAACUGUAUAAAGUGUUUAAUUUACUCCUUUGCAGCAGUUGGAUGUCUUUAAUACUUAAGAGGAAAUCAAUUGAUUUUGUGAUGUUAAAUUGCUUGUUUUUUUAAUUUUGUUUUGAAGUGAGCAAAUUAAAUUAUACAUAACAGAUUAAAAUAGUUUCCUAAAAAAAAA